This is a messenger RNA of Gopherus flavomarginatus (Mexican gopher tortoise), 2219 nucleotides long. RefSeq names its product adaptor related protein complex 5 subunit mu 1 (gene AP5M1). Gene Ontology annotation, biological process: endosomal transport. The record is from RefSeq and is a predicted model, not a curated record. Gene Ontology annotation, cellular component: cytosol; AP-type membrane coat adaptor complex; late endosome. Lineage: Eukaryota; Metazoa; Chordata; Testudines; Testudinidae. The transcript is spliced from 9 exons. Bases 454 to 1911 code for a protein of 485 amino acids.
GGAGGAGGGGCCUACUCCAUUUGGGGCGGGGGCUGCCCUGAGUUGGGGGGCUGUGGCUGGGCAGAGGUCAGGGGGAGGGGCCUGCUCCUUUUUGGGGGUACUGUUUUAUUUGGGGGGCUGGGCAGAGCCAGAGUUUAGGUCCAUAGGCUUUUACUGGGGAGCAGAGGAAGAGGGUGUUCCUGUGUGGGUGGGGAGGGGACAGAGAGAUUGUAGGGGGUAGGCUUCUGCUUUUGGGGGGGGCAUUUUCUAGCAAAGGGGGUGGUCCCCUGGGUGGCUUGUGGGGGUGCCUGUUGCUGCUUCAGGCUGGGGAGGGACUUGUUGAGGGGGACAGGCAGGAAUGUCACUGUUAAAUGAUGCCCUUAGCAGCUAGCAGGCCUGGGAUGCCAGGCACCUCAGGUAACUGUCCAGCAUGAUGAACUGAAGUGCAGUGGCCCUGGCCUGUAGCUGGCUGUGAUGGCCCUGAGGGGAGUGUGGCUAAUCAGCUACGAACAAGGGGCCUGUGGAACCGUGCUGUUCUCCAGGCGUUACCCCACUGUUGAAAAACGAGCAAAAGCCUUCAAUGGAGCAAGCUAUGUGACCGUACCAGAGGACAGUGUUUUUCUUAAAGCAUUGCUUUUUGAACUGAAGCUGACAGAUCGAGACAAGAACUUUGUGGAAUAUCGAGAUAGCUGUUCUCGAAUCAACAAGACUUCAGUGUAUACGCUUCCAACAGGAGGAGACCUCUGGCCUGUCCUUGCCUUUCAGAAGAGUGGUUUGAUAUACGUUUGUCUUCCCCUAGUUGAGCAAUCCUUGAAGCCACGCCCACCCCUUAUUAGCAUUAGUGGAAUCUCACAAGCCUUCGCUCUCUUGUCAGGAUUGCUGGUCUUUAUUAACUCCAGUCAGAAGAAUGAAGCUGAGAUGAGUGCAAAAGUGGGCCAACUUCCAAGUUUGCUCAUGCAAGCCUGUCCACUUGGCACCCCAUUAGAUACAGACUUGAAUGGCUUAUUAGAUAACAUUCAUGUUUCUACAAACCACAUGCAGAAACAACCAGUUUGGAGAAUUAGCAUGUACAAAGGCAAACCUCAGGUUAAUGUCUGCAUCACUGAAAAAGUCAAGUCCAUGCAAUAUGACAAAAGGGAUGUUGCAGAUAUGUGGCAGGUUUAUGGAACUGUGACUUGUAAGUGUGAUUUGGAAGGAGCUACAUCAAAUGUGACUGUCAGCUUGAACCUCCCUGCCAAUGGCUCUCCACUCCAGGAUAUCCUGGUGCAUCCCUGUGUGACUUCUCUUGACUCUGCAAUUCUUACUUCCUGUAGUGUUGAUGUCAUGGAUGAUUCUGCAUUUAGUGGGCCAUACAAACUUCCUUUCACUCCUCCUUCUGACUUAUUCAAUUUGUGCUACUAUACGUCCCAGGUGCCUGUACCACCAAUUUUGGGAUUUUACCAGCUGAAGGAAGAAGAAUUGCAAUUAAAAUUAACAGUUAAUUUAAAACUUCAUGAAAGUGUAAAAAAUGCUUUUGAGUACUGUGAAGCUCGUAUACCUUUCUUUAACAGGGGUCCAGUCGCUCAUUUGGAGUACAAAGUUAGUUAUGGCCAGCUAGAUGUAUCUCGAGAGAAAAGCUUAUUAGUUUGGGUCAUAGGACAAAAGUUUCCCAAAUCAUUAGAAAUUUCUCUUACUGGAACUGUGACUUUUGGUUCUAUGAGCAAAGAGCAACCAGUUGAUCCAAUUUGCAGUGGGAGCACUGCGUAUGUAAAACUUUAUUUUAGGAUCCCAGACUACACGCUUACUGGAUGUUAUGCAGACCAGCAUUCUGUUCAGGUCUUUUCAUCAGGAAAACCAAAAAUAAGUACAUCCCGGGAAUUGAUUUCCUCAGAUUAUUACAUCUGGAAUUCCAAAGCCCCAGCACCUGUAGUGUACAGGACAUUAUUUUUCUAAUUUCCCUGUGAAGAAUUUUUGUAUUUGAACAAAAAAGACUGCUGUCAAACGUGAUGUUAAUAUAUUGUAAAGUGGGGGGAGAGCAGUAUUUUUAACGAAUAUGUUUGUAUUUAAGUUCCUGUUUGGGGGGAAAACAUAUCAGUUUAUUUCAAUUAAAUUAAAAUUUAUCUUGUUCGAUGUAAAAUUUUUAGUCCUAGAUACUAUUUGAAAGAAUACACUUCAAAAUCUGAUUCCACUCCUCCAUCGCUACCCCACACAUAUCUUCCUGCUAUUAUUAACUUUUAAAAAAUAAAGAUCCAAUGCUGCAA